AUGUCGUUGGAUAUUGAUGAUAUCUUAGCCGAGUUAGAUAGAGACACAACUGUUGUAGACAAUAUUUCUAGUGACAAUUUUCCCAAUGCCAAUAAUAAUAGACAUAAGCUGACAAAGGAUUAUAGUUUGUCCCCAAACUCUUCAUUAGAUACAACUACCGUUCCACAACAUAACAAUUCUAGUAGUGGGAAGAAAAAAGUUAUUUCAUCAAUUGAAGAUUUUAGUAAAUUAAUGACAUUAUGGAAAAAUGAACGAUGCUCACCUGAUUUAUUACCAUAUCCACAUCUUUUAAUGAAAAGAAUGCUAAUCCGUAUUCAAGAACAAAUGGAACAUUUAGAAAUUUUAUCAAUGAAUUUUUUUGAAGCACAAGGUAACAAUAGCUCUGAUAAUCGAAGAAAUAUGAGUAAUGCGCCUGUUAAUAAUAAUAAAAUGCUACCAUUACUUUGCAUGGAAGCCGAAUUGGAGAGAGUAAAAUUUGUUAUCAGAAGUUACCUUCGAUGUAGAUUAGCUAAAAUAGAUAAAUAUUCAAUAUAUUUGAGACAAAUUAAUGAACAAUAUCUAAAUGAGGAAAUAAAUGAAGAAAAUGAUGAUGAUGCUGAUGAUGAUGAUAAAGAAAAUCCUUCUUCACUAAGAAUUUCUCCUCUUGAAAAAUUACUCUCUCCAGAAGAAAUUAGAUACCAUCAAAGUCACUUCAGUUUGUUAUUAAAUUUAUUGAAUGAAAGUGUGUUAAAAUAUAUGCCCGAUGAACUGCAAGCCGUUAAUGACACUGAAGCAAGUAUAAACAUGAUAGAUGAACCUGAUUACAAUAAAUUUGUAUUCAUUAAAGUUAAAGGUCCUCCAAAUAAUUUAUAUGACACAGACCCCCUAUUAAAGAAAAGAACCCAUCCAGAUAUCUAUUAUUACUCAAUUACUAUACCUGAAACCAAAGAAGAUAUCGAUUUAAUUAUUGGUAGUAUAUAUAUUGUAAGAUACAGCUUGAUCAAAAAUCUUUUAUUAGAUGAAAAGAUAGAGUUAUUAUAA
Messenger RNA from Arxiozyma heterogenica, 1020 nucleotides. It is a transcript of the gene SLD5, whose product is annotated as DNA replication protein SLD5. The record is from RefSeq and is a predicted model, not a curated record. Lineage: Eukaryota; Fungi; Ascomycota; Saccharomycetes; Saccharomycetales; Saccharomycetaceae. Bases 1 to 1020 code for a protein of 339 amino acids. Gene Ontology annotation, cellular component: GINS complex. The transcript has a single exon. Gene Ontology annotation, biological process: DNA-templated DNA replication; double-strand break repair via break-induced replication.